Suillus fuscotomentosus is the source of this 1581-nucleotide messenger RNA. RefSeq lists its product as uncharacterized. Gene Ontology annotation, biological process: cell differentiation; regulation of transcription by RNA polymerase II. The record is from RefSeq and is a predicted model, not a curated record. Gene Ontology annotation, molecular function: RNA polymerase II cis-regulatory region sequence-specific DNA binding. The transcript has 3 exons. Lineage: Eukaryota; Fungi; Basidiomycota; Agaricomycetes; Boletales; Suillaceae. Bases 1 to 1581 code for a protein of 526 amino acids.
AUGGCACGUGCAGGCUAUGUUGGGCAGGAUGAGCUGCCAAGGCAUCCUUUACACUGCGAAAAUCUCCAUACUUCGUCAGACUGUUCGCCUUCUCCCAUUAGUUCAUCAGCUCAGUCUCCGGUCAAUGUUGGGGCCGUCCGACCCAGCUCCGCGUCGUUAUCAGACAGCAACGAGGCAGAUUCUGGCAAAGUCCCAUCUUCUGGUCCAGAGAGGUCAAAGUCCAUCAGCGGCGUAGGUGCCAAGUGGGAAAGAGAGAAGCGGAAGCGUUCACGUGUCACUCCUGAACAACUUAUCCAUUUGGAACGCUUCUUUUCGAUGGACAGAAGCCCCACCGCAGCGAGGAGGAAAGAAAUCAGUGAUUUGUUGGGCAUGCAGGAACGACAAACACAAAUAUGGUUCCAAAACAGACGCGCAAAGGCCAAAUUGCAAGAUGGCAAGAAGGGUCGAGGGGACGGCGCUGAAACCCCACCAGAUACUCCCCCAGAAUUGGCGACCGGAUAUGAAGCAGAGUUACAUAGCCUCAUACAUGAAGACGAACCGGUGACUAUCAUUCCAUGUAAUGAUUUGUCUAUAGGGACGUGGCGUCGUAUUGCAACCGCUGUAGGGAAGCAUGAUCUCGUGGCCUACCUGUGUGAUGGCAAGCGGUGCUUGACGUGGUUCAUCCACUCGGCGGGCUAUGGCUUUAAGAUGGAAAUUCCUUUCGAUAUUAUCGUUCAUACAGAAUUUACCAACGCGGCGCCAGGCUCAGGACUGGCUUCAUUUAUCCUUUCACAACCGCCAACUUUUUACCUCGAGUCCUUCUCCAGUCCUGGGCCUACCCGGCAGUGGAAAAAAUGUGCGGAUUGGACGGAAGGACAACAAGCCACUAAGAUCCUGCGUCAUGACUUGAUAGGUUCAGCGGUACAGCUUGCACACCUUCUGCGUCAUCUGAAUGCCCAUGCUUCUGGGUCGGAUAUUCGUCUUCAUUCACCGUCCUAUUACUCCCAGGAACCACCGCCACCUCUCAUGGAAGUCCCCCAACCUCCCAUGGCAGUUUUAACAGGACCCGCAUACCCGUACGGUGGAGAUGUCAGCGACUCUAGAAGGGCAGAAGGUCCUGUCCACAUAAGGAGAAGAUCCUUUUCAGGUGGUACCAUGCAAUUGAGUCACAUGCAUCGCCCUAGUCACCAGCCUCUCGCUGUGGACUUGCCUGCCAAUCCGACCCCAGGGCCACACUCAGCCCCGUACGCUUCAUCAUCCUUCUCACCGUAUUCUAACCGUAAUCACCCGUCCAUCCACCUAUCGUCUCAUUCACCGAUGUUCUCGGAAUAUGCAAACUCCGCGUCAUCGCAUAGUGCAUCGCAACAAUCUCAAUCCCCAGUCGAUUACGGUCCAACCGAUACCCAUAGUGUCCCCCCACGUUCCUAUUCAUCCGCACCAGUGCAUCAUAUGUAUGAUGGCACUAUGUCGAUGACUUCUCCAUACUCUAGCAAUGGACCAACCCCUAGUUCCUCUUCCCAGACACCAUUCGUUUCUCCUUCGCCGCCGUUAUUGACAACUCCAUUUUAUCCUCCCACAAAUGACUACAGCACACGAGGCUGA